This is a messenger RNA of Clupea harengus (Atlantic herring), 2693 nucleotides long. It is a transcript of the gene mtmr7a, whose product is annotated as myotubularin related protein 7a. Lineage: Eukaryota; Metazoa; Chordata; Actinopteri; Clupeiformes; Clupeidae. The record is from RefSeq and is a predicted model, not a curated record. Gene Ontology annotation, molecular function: phosphatidylinositol-3-phosphate phosphatase activity; phosphatidylinositol-3,5-bisphosphate phosphatase activity. Gene Ontology annotation, biological process: phosphatidylinositol dephosphorylation. Gene Ontology annotation, cellular component: cytoplasm.
UUAUUGCUGCUUUAAGGGAAUUUAGUAAACCCCACUGAAAGUUCUGACAUGACAGGGCAUGGAGAUAUCAUGAUAGUUGCGGACGCAUAACGUUACGUAUGAUAUAUACACAAUACACUAAUAGUUUCAUAUGUGCCGAAAGUACAAUAUUAUCUUCGUGGUACAUUAUAUCAACGUAAAAUGGUACACUUUGAGGACAGCAGAAAACAUUAAUGAAGGCUUCUUAAUGGAUGCUUCCCCUGGCACGAAAACCGACGAGCAUUAGGACCACGGAGUUUCAUCUAGCAGCAUCCAGAGGCUGAGGGUGAAUCACCAUCAGAUGUAGGGAGGAUCCAUGUACGUAACACCUGAUAUAGGCAGACACUGCAUUGUAUUUUUGAUUUCCUAAUAUUUUUGAGAAGCGUGAAGCUAUAUUAAAUGUAUAUUUUAAUUUGAACAGUAUCGUUUUUUUUUAUGUUUCUAGUUAAAUUUGUAUUGUAGCCUGCACCUUCAGCAAAAAUUGUCAGUGAUGGAACACAUGCCAAAGGUCUAUAAUGUUUUCCUGGUGGACAAAGCAUUCUGCAGGAAACCCUUAUCUGGUACAUUGCACCUGACAGAGACACACAGCGUUUUUACUGAGAAUGCAUCUGGUGUUCCUAAAGAAACAUGGAUCCUGCACAGUUUAGUGUGUCUGGUUGAGAGGCAGCCCCCUACAGACACUGGGUACCCCCUGCGAGUUCACUGCAAGAACUUUCAGGUCCUUCAGCUCAUCAUCCCCCAAGAGACCGACUGCCAUGAAGUGCACAUGUCCGUCCUGCGCCUCUCUCGUCCAGAGCGAUAUGAAGACCUCUACUGUUUCUCCUACAACCCCAAGUCGGACAAAGAUGAGAGCACUGGCAGGUGGAACCUCAUAGAUGUGAAAACUGAUUACCAUCGAAUGGGAAUUUCUAAUCAGCAAUGGCACACCACCUCCACCAACCAUGAUUACAGAGUGUGUGAAACCUAUCCAAGCGACCUUUAUGUGCCCAAAUCAGCCACUCUUCCAGUCAUCGUUGGGAGCUCAAAGUUUCGAAGCAGAGGUCGUUUUCCCACGCUGUCCUACUACUGCAAAGAAACCCAUGCUGCCAUCUGCCGCAGUAGUCAGCCUCUCUCCGGCUUCAGUGCCCGUUGCCUGGAGGACGAGCAGCUACUGGAGGCCAUCAUGAAGUCCAACCCCGGCAGCCAGUUCAUGUACGUUGUAGACACCAGACCAAAGUUGAAUGCGAUGGCAAAUCGGGCUGCAGGAAAAGGCUACGAGAAUGAGGACAACUAUGCGAACAUCAGGUUUCAGUUCAUGGGCAUCGAGAACAUCCAUGUGAUGAGGAACAGUCAGCAAAAGCUGCUGGAAGUGUCUGAGCUUCAGUCUCCUUCCAUGACGGAUUUUCUCAUGGGCCUUGAGAAUUCUGGGUGGUUGAAACACAUUAGAGCUAUCCUGCUUGCUGGUGUAUUCAUAGCCAAGGCCGUGUCAGUGAAAGGUGUAAGUGUCCUGGUCCACUGUUCAGACGGUUGGGACAGGACAGCUCAAGUGUGCUCCGUGUCCAGUGUCCUUCUAGACCCCUACUACAGGACCUUGAGAGGAUUCAUGGUGCUGAUUGAAAAGGACUGGGUCUCAUUUGGACACAAAUUUUCCCACAGAUGUAGUCACAUCCAUGGGGAUCCCAAAGAAGUGGCACCAGUCGUUGACCAGUUCCUGGAGGUGGUCUGGCAGCUGAUGGAGCAGUUCCCCAGUGCCUUUGAGUACAACGAGAGGUUCCUCAUCUCUCUCCAUCAUCACAUCUAUGCCUGUCACUAUGGCAACUUCAUCUGCAACAGCCAGAAGGAGAGAAGAGACGAAAGAAUUCAGGAACAGACUCAUUCCAUUUGGCCUCACUUCUGGGAGAACAAGUCAGAGUUCAUGAAUCCCUUCUAUAAGCCUGACCACUGCCAGUCUCAGGGAGUUCUGUGGCCAAAUACUGCCCUCUACAGCUUCAAAUUCUGGAGGGGCCUGUACAAUCGCUUUGAUAAGGGAGUCCACCCACGCCAGUCUGUGCUUGACUGCUUGAUGGCCAUCAAAGAGGAAAACCAACAACUGGAGGAAGAGCUGAUUCUCCAUCAAAAGAAAAUAGCCACGUUGGAGAGGCAGCGAGGGACAGCCACUUACAAGAGGAAUUCCAUCGUGACCAGCACAGACAUCUGGGCUCAGUCGGACGCAGACCUAGACCUCUUGUGCGGCAGCAUACGUUCAUUUCCCCUCAUUAGCUUUGGUCAGCAGAGGGGGUCAGAUGGCGCGCCGUUGGUCCGGCCCAGGGACACUGGCAAGGGGUCAGAUCUGGACCUGUUUGCCAACAGUGACCAGGAGUCAGGGGUGGCUGACCUAAACUGCCGACUGUCCAGUGGCAGCGAGUCACUACCAAGUGAGGAUAUCAUCAAGAACCCAGACCUGGUUGAAGCGAUCUACUCUGUUGCCUAAAUCCAUAUUGAAUGAAUGGCUAAGGAUGGAGUGGGGGUGGCGAAUUUCUGCAAUCAUUUUUGAAUGGCCAGCACUGUAAUAGGCCACUUUAAUUGCUUAAUUGUAUUUCAGGGUAUAGUAAUCAUAUCAAUGUGAACUGUGUAGGUCCGAAUUGAAGGUUCCUCAUGUAAAUGGUUCUGCACACUCACCAGUGCAUGUUCCACAAUUAAAUUAUAUGCCAACAAGA